AAGGAAGCAACAGUGAAGCUGCGACUGCCAUCUUUGUUAUUGAUAUACAAACGUAAAUUAUAUGUAGAAUUGUCCCGCAGAAGCCACCGUGUUGUGUGUGUGAAGAUUUACAACAACGCGGUGUUGUGUGGGUAUGAGACUUAGUUAUUGAUAUAUUUAAAUAUCGCUGCACUUGUUUGUGACCUGCAACUGCCUGCCAGGCCUCUGUCAAGUAUGAGUAAAAGAAAUCAAGUAUCAUAUGUGAGACCAGAAGAGCCCUCUUUUCUCAGAAAAUUCAAGAAAGAUGUUGGAUACAAAGAAGGUCCAACCGUAGAAACUAAGAGACAACAACUUACUUUGCCUCCAGAUGACAGUGAUGGAAGUGAUAAGGAAGAUGAACAACCACAGGUGGUAGUGCUGAAGAAAGGGGACCUUUCAGAAGAGGAAGUUGUUAAACUUAAACACCACAUCAAAGAAAGUUCAAAAGACAAGGAAGCAGCCCCUGAUGAUGGAAAAAUACUAUUUAGGAAGCCAGAAAAACGUUCAUCAGGCGACAAGUUUUCAGGUAUAAAUGCUAGUUCCAGCAAGAAGAAGAAACAAGAAGAAAGUAAGGAACCACUUGACAGCAAAUCUGCACAUAAACAAGUGCGGAAUAGCAGCUUACUCUCAUUUGGUGAUGAUGAAGAAGACUAACACUUACUUAAAAUGUUUGCUUAGUAGAAUCAAAAGUAAAUGACUAUUAAGAUAUUUCUAAAUUUGAAUGGGUUUUAUACCAAACAUGCAUAAACUUUUGUUGUUUUUAUUUAAAAAAAAAAAAAAUGUUUCAAUGUUAAAGUAUUUUGGUCUCCAACCAUCGAGAUUAUCUGGAAUGUGUGUCUUUUUGUAUGAUGAUGUUUUUAUUUUAAUAAAAUGUGUUUUAAGAUGUU
This is a messenger RNA of Bombina bombina (fire-bellied toad), 905 nucleotides long. Its product is annotated as KIAA1143 ortholog. The coding region runs from base 214 to 672 and encodes 152 amino acids. NCBI's taxonomy places the organism in Eukaryota, Metazoa, Chordata, Amphibia, Anura, Bombinatoridae. The record is from RefSeq and is a predicted model, not a curated record. The transcript is spliced from 4 exons.